AUGCCGGAACAGAGCAACGAUUACAGGGUGGUUGUAUUCGGAGCCGGCGGUGUUGGUAAAAGCUCGUUGGUGUUGAGAUUCGUCAAAGGGACAUUCCGCGAGAGCUACAUACCUACCAUCGAAGACACAUAUCGACAAGUGAUAAGUUGCAACAAGAACAUCUGCACUCUUCAAAUAACGGACACCACGGGUUCCCAUCAGUUCCCGGCCAUGCAGCGGCUUUCCAUAAGCAAAGGGCAUGCUUUCAUUUUGGUGUAUUCGGUCUGUAGCCGCCAAUCCCUGGAAGAGCUGCGGCCGAUAUUUGAUGUCAUUAAGGAACUAAAAGGUCCAGAUACCAGCCAAAUUCCCAUCAUGUUGACUGGCAACAAAUGCGACGAAAGCGCCGAGCUAAGAGAGGUGAGCACUUCGGAGGGACAAGCGCAGGCCGCCGAAUGGGGCGUCAGUUUCAUGGAGACGUCUGCAAAGACCAAUCACAACGUGAAGCAGCUGUUCCAGGAGUUGUUGAAUUUGGAAAAAUCCAGAAACGUGAGUCUCCAAAUAGGGGGCAAAGCGAACAGCAGAGUGGCCAAAGAUAAGUGCGAAGUCAUGUAA
This is a messenger RNA of Phyllotreta striolata, 591 nucleotides long. NCBI's taxonomy places the organism in Eukaryota, Metazoa, Arthropoda, Insecta, Coleoptera, Chrysomelidae. The record is from the annotation of a GenBank genome assembly.